UGCACUCUAUUUGAUCUCUUCUUUCCAAAUCAUCAUCGUCCUCAUUAUUCUGCACAAAAGAAUAUGGAUAGUAAGGUGGUGAACGUUCAAGAACAACUCGCCAAAGAUAUGGGAAAGCUUGCAGUUAGUGAUGCAAGAGUUUGGGAAGAGGAGGAAUUUCCUGCAGGUCUACUUCGUGAGUGCAUACCAAAACACGUUGCGUUUAUCAUGGAUGGUAACCGAAGGUGGGCAAAAGAGAAAGUCCUGGAACCUAUGUUAGGUCAUAAUGCGGCAUCUCAUUCUCUAACGCUUCUCGCUGAGUUAUGUUGCAAAUGGGGUAUUAAGGUCAUGACAGUAUUUGCAUUCUCUACUGGGAAUUGGGUUCGACCUCAAGUCGAGGUUGAUUUUUUGAUGAACAUGUUUGGAAUAGUUCUUUCGCGAGACCUGGAGGCUUUCAUCAGAAAUGAAGUUCGAGUAUCUGCAAUAGGGGACACCACAAAGCUACCAAUUGGACUACAAGAUGUGAUAACUAAGGCAACAGAAGCCACAAAGAACUUUACAAAACUUCAUGUGAUUUUGGCGAUUAACUAUGGUGGAAGAGAAGAAAUUAUAAAAGCAUGACAAAGUAUUUGUCGCAAAGUAAAUGAUAAUCUCAUUGACCCAGAAGACAUCAAUCAGAACCUUUUCAAUCAAGAACUUGAAACAAAGUGUACGGAAUUCCCUUACCCUGAUCUACUAAUCAGAACUAGUGGUGAACAGAGGAUCAGUAACUUCUUAAUGUGGCAAUUAGCUUACACUGAACUUUACUUUGAGGAAUGUCUCUGGCCUGAUUUUGGCGAGAAAGAAUUUCUUAAGGCAUUACGCUCGUUCCAAGGAAGAGAGAGACGAUACGGAGGACAAGGUGUAGAUGAAAGUCUUAAUCAGUCUAAUUAACUAAUAAUGUACGAAAUGCAUUUAUGGGAGACCGUCUGCUUGUUUUAGCUAUUCUCAAUGCGUUGCUGCCUAGUGUUCGAUAAAGGAUGACUUAUAUCUUUCAUUCCUUAUUUGGCGUGCAUGUACUUCUAUGGUUGCUAGUUUACGAAAUUCUACGUAAUCUUUAUGUUUGCUUUGUCUAAAUCUAUACACU
Papaver somniferum (opium poppy) is the source of this 1105-nucleotide messenger RNA. RefSeq names its product dehydrodolichyl diphosphate synthase 2-like. Gene Ontology annotation, cellular component: chloroplast stroma. The transcript is spliced from 3 exons. Lineage: Eukaryota; Viridiplantae; Streptophyta; Magnoliopsida; Ranunculales; Papaveraceae. The record is from RefSeq and is a predicted model, not a curated record. Gene Ontology annotation, biological process: polyprenol biosynthetic process; response to cold; plastid membrane organization. The coding region runs from base 64 to 600 and encodes 178 amino acids.